AGCCCCACCAAUUUAUCCACCAAUUCACCACCAGAGGCUUCACUGUCUCCCCUCUUCUUCUUCUUCUUCUUCUUCUUCUAGGUCACUCCGGUCCUAUCUUUCAAGAAACUUCAAAACUUUUCUCUCUUUAAAUUCAUGGCUACUUACUUUAUCUUUAUGUUUUAUUUAAUAUUUCUAGUAGUAUUUACACUUUUCUCUGCAUCAUCAGUAUCUUCAUCGUCCCAAUUUGUUCUUCUGCCUCUUACCCACUUCCUAACCAAAUCAAAAUUCACCUCUACCCACCACCUCCUGAAAUUCACCACUACCCGCUCCGCCACCCGCUUCCACCGACACCGCAACCACCACCAACAAGUGUCUCUCCCUCUCUCGCCUGGCAGUGAUUACACUCUUUCCUUCUCCCUUGGCAACUCCAACUCCUCUGUUUCUCUCUAUCUCGACACUGGCUCCGACCUCGUCUGGCUCCCCUGCCAUCCUUUCGAAUGUAUUCUUUGUGAGUCCAAACCCGAAAAGGCUCAACCUUUAACAAUUUCCUCCACCGCCUCAACGCUUUCUUGCCAAUCCCCUGCUUGUUCCGCCGCUCACUCUUCUCUUCCCACUUCGAAUUUGUGCGCCAUCGCUAAAUGUCCCCUCGACUCCGUUGAAACUUCUGAUUGUGAAUCUUUCUCUUGUCCCCCGCUUUAUUAUGCUUAUGGAGAUGGCAGCUUGAUUGCUUCUCUCUAUAACGAUUCUUUAUCCAUGCCAAUUUCUUCACAGAAGUAUUUGGUUCUUUCUAACUUCGCCUUCGGUUGCGCCCACACCACUCUGGCGGAACCUGUCGGCGUUGCUGGCUUCGGUCGUGGAGAAAUCUCAUUUCCAGCUCAGCUUUCUUCUUUAUCUCCUCAACUGGGCAACAGAUUUUCUUACUGUCUUGUUUCUCACUCGUUUGAUUCUGGUAAAACUCAUCUCCCGAGUCCGCUAAUUCUUGGCCGCUAUGAAGGUAAAGAGAAAGUUGAAAACGGGGAAGAAGCUGAGUUUGUGUAUACUGAAAUGUUGGAUAAUCCGAAACAUCCGUAUUUUUAUUCCGUUGGGCUCAAUGGAAUCUCAGUUGGGAAGAAGAAUUUUCCGUCUCCUGGGUUUUUAAAAAGAGUUGACAGUAAGGGGAAUGGCGGGAUGGUGGUGGAUUCAGGGACGACUUUUACAAUGUUGCCCAAGAGUUUGUAUGAUUCAGUAGUUGCUGAGUUUGAUCGCCGAGUUGGAAGGUAUUAUCAAAGGGCUAGCGGUAUUGAGGAAAAGACGGGGCUGAGUCCGUGUUAUUACAUAGAGAAGGCGGGGAAUGUGCCAAUGGUGAAGUUGCAUUUUACGGGUAAUGAAUCGAGCGUGGUGUUGCCCAGAAGGAAUUAUUUUUACGAGUUUCUGGACAGCGGAGAUGGGUCGGAGAAGAAGAGGAAUGUGGGCUGUUUGAUGCUAAUGAACGGUGGUGAUGAAGAAGAGUUGAGUGGUGGGCCAGGAGCUACUCUAGGUAAUUAUCAGCAGCAGGGAUUUGAAGUGGUUUAUGAUUUGGAGAAAAGAAAGGUUGGGUUUGCAAGAAGGAAGUGCGCAUCUUUGUGGGAAAACCUGAACAAAAACUAACACAACACAGGUGGCGUUAGGGGGGUUUUGAGUUGCGGUUGGUGAAUAUUUGGUUUCAGUCAGCACUUCAUUUUUUGCUUUAAGGAAAAACUCCACCAGAAUGUAUAGCUAAAUGUUUUAUAUUAUCACUGGCCUUGCAUAUAUAAAUAUAAGGUGGGAUACUUAAAGCAAAACAUGAAGUGUUAUUGUAGAGCUUUUGUUGUUUUGAAUAAAUUAUGUAAAUUGACUUUGUUCUUCU
This is a messenger RNA of Mangifera indica (mango), 1846 nucleotides long. Its product is annotated as probable aspartyl protease At4g16563. The coding region runs from base 136 to 1608 and encodes 490 amino acids. Gene Ontology annotation, cellular component: plant-type cell wall. The transcript has a single exon. The record is from RefSeq and is a predicted model, not a curated record. Gene Ontology annotation, molecular function: aspartic-type endopeptidase activity. Gene Ontology annotation, biological process: proteolysis. Lineage: Eukaryota; Viridiplantae; Streptophyta; Magnoliopsida; Sapindales; Anacardiaceae.